Aureococcus anophagefferens is the source of this 1197-nucleotide messenger RNA. RefSeq lists its product as hypothetical. Lineage: Eukaryota; Pelagophyceae; Pelagomonadales; Pelagomonadaceae. Gene Ontology annotation, molecular function: protein binding. The record is from RefSeq and is a predicted model, not a curated record. The annotation marks the transcript as partial. The transcript has 2 exons.
AUGCGCGAGUACAAGUACGUCGACGCGGAGCACCUGCUCCGGAAGGCGCUCGGCGUCUUCACGCGCGAGCUCGGCGAGGACCACCCCCACGUCGCGCUGGCCCUGGACAACCUGUGCGUGUGCCUCCGGGAGCAGGACAAGCACGCCGAGGCGGGGCCCCUCUACGAGAAGGCGCUGUCCAUCGCCGUGCGCCGCGGCGGGCCCUGGCACCCGGACGUCGCGACGACGCUCGCGGGCUGGGCGAGCUGCCUGCGCCAGCAGGGCCACUACGGCGAGGCCGUGCCCCUCUACGAGCGGUCGCUGAAGAUCUGGGAGAAGCACCUCGGCGGCGACCACGUGCACGUCGCGGAGAUUUUGCAGAAACUCGCGCAGGCCCUGAACUGCGAGGAGGAGCACGCGCGGGCCAUCGUCCACCUGCAGCGGGCCGUGGCGAUCCGCGAGAAGCACCAGGGCCCGGACCACGGCGACGUCGCCGCGGAUUUGGCGGGCAUCGCGGACGCGCACGCGGCGCUCGGCGAGCACGACAAGGCCGAGGAGCCGCUGCGGCGCGCGCUCGACAUCUGGGAGGACCAGCUCGGGUCGACGACGCACCCGCUCCUGAGCACGGUCGUCAACAAGUUCGCGCUGCUGCUGCGGAACCUCGGCAACUUCCAGGAGUCGGAGCUCUACUACCGCCGGGCCAUCGCGAUCUGCAAGGAGCAGCUCGGCGAGGAGCACGGCGACUACGCGAACGCGCUGCGCAACCUGGCGAGCCUCUACGAGCUCGACCGCUUCGCGGAGCCCAUCUUGCGGCGCGCGCUCAAGAUCCGGGAGCGCCGGGGCGGCCACGACACGCUCGAGGUCGCCGAGACGCUCGACGCGCUCGCGACCGCGCGGUCCAAGUCGAGCGACGUCGAGAGCGCGCUGUCGCUCUACGGCCGCGCGAUCGAGAUCAAGGAGAAGCUGCUGGGCCCCGACGACGUCGCCGUCGCGUCGUCCGUGCACAAUUUGGCCGAGCUCCACAAGCGGCGGCGGGACUACGACGCCGCGCGGCCGCUCUUCGAGCGCGCGCUGAGAAUCGGCCGCGCGAAGCUCGCGCCGGACUCGACGCCGCUCGCGACGACGAUGGCCAACUACGCGAGGUGCCUCGAGAAGCAGGGCGACCACGCGGCGGCGGAGGGGCUGCUGGCCGAGGCGCUCGCGUCGCGCGAGAAGGAC